Messenger RNA from Zychaea mexicana, 1554 nucleotides. RefSeq lists its product as uncharacterized. NCBI's taxonomy places the organism in Eukaryota, Fungi, Mucoromycota, Mucoromycetes, Mucorales, Lichtheimiaceae. The record is from RefSeq and is a predicted model, not a curated record. The transcript has a single exon. The coding region runs from base 41 to 1480 and encodes 479 amino acids.
UCCCGACCUGUAACUCACGCUUUUUAUCAACCCACAGAAUAUGCCCAACACGAAAAAGAAGCACAACAAGCAAUCGAGGAGCGGCGAUAAUGGUAGCGCGACGAGACCACAUCAUGCAGCCUCUUCCAGCAGCGCGACCUGUAAUGACAACACCAACAGCGGUUCCAAUGUCAAAAACGCCAAAAGUGCACUAGCAGUACCUACCAAACUCAAGAAUGAAACGGCCAAGGAACACCAUCGACUAUGUCAAGAAUUAGAAGAGUACAUUGAUCAAUUCCGUAGCAAGGCGCAAGCAGUGCCAGGCACACUUGAUGAUCAAGAGCUGAUUGUCUUGUUUGUUCUGCAUUUGCAUCCGCGCUGGAAACGCUUGAUUGAACCUGAAGAGAUCCGCUUCAAAACUUGGGAGGAGGCCGCGAAAGCCGCUCGGUAUCAUGCAAUCAAACUUUCAGCAAUACUGGGCGCAGAGCGUGAGGAUAAUAAUCCCAUGUUUACAACCAAGGAAGCAAAGGAUAUCCUUGCAUCUGGGUAUUUCAAACCUGACCAACAACAGCAACCACCACCAGCGGUUAUUGCCGCCCGCAACAAAAACAGUAGCAAAAGUAUAGACGGCAGUGUGAAUUACAGUAUUGACGACGCUGCUAAACCCACCGUUUCAAAUGACACAGUGUCACCAUCGCCCACUGCUUCAGCACAGGCGAAGCAGCAAGAUCAACAAAAGAAAGAAAAGGAGAAUAUACCCGCUACUACCAGGAGCAACAGCGAUAGUACGGCCAAAGCACAAGCUGACGUCGAGCCCAGUACGUCAAAGGAAAAGCAGCAAGUCACAUCAACGAGAACUACAUCGUCGUCGUUGUCGUCUGCUUCUACAAAAGUAGCAGCAGGACCAGGAAAAGAACAGGAACAGCAGGAAAAGAAGAAGGAUUUAAAAGAAGUAUCGUCGUCGUCGUCACCACCAUCACCCAAAUCAUUCUCCUCCUCAUCACCAUCAACAUUGACGCACACACAACGACGAGGCAAACUUAAAAUUCCAGCUGGGGCGGACCCCAACAGCGUAUGCUACAAACUGCCAUCUGCACACACCAACGUCAAUUUACCAUUUUUGGAUAUACCCAUUAAUGGACAGCGUGUCCGGGCGCUCUUAGCAAAGAAGCGAUGGGGCGCCUCAGCCAUGUCGGUUGCGUUGCAACAAGACAUGAAACUACCCUUGAAUCGAUCCGAAGCGUGCGACAUUGGGACUGAAUUCGGACAGGUCGAGGACGCGAUUGGUUCUGUCAUUUGUCUCGUCUCGCAUCCAGCCAACCCAUCCCUGGAAGCGGAGCUGGCGGUCCAAGUCAUGCCUGCAUUGUACGGCGGAAGGGUCGAUUUGAUCUUGGGUGCAGAUUUCUUCUUUUACUUUACUGCCACGUUCAGUGUUAGGAACAGUACCGUGCGCUACAUGGGGUUGGAUGCGCAUUUUGUUGCUGACAAGUUUACCGAAUAAAAGAAAAUCGUCCUUUUUGACGUGUGAAAACAAAAUGGUGGUGGUGAUGGAUCAGAACUAGGCCAGCGAACGCG